Molecule: messenger RNA, 3081 nt
Organism: Tetrahymena thermophila SB210
Lineage: Eukaryota; Ciliophora; Oligohymenophorea; Hymenostomatida; Tetrahymenidae
Product: ATP-dependent DNA ligase
Exons: 6
Biological process (GO): nucleotide-excision repair, DNA gap filling; double-strand break repair via nonhomologous end joining; DNA biosynthetic process
Cellular component (GO): DNA ligase IV complex
Molecular function (GO): DNA binding; DNA ligase (ATP) activity; ATP binding
Source: RefSeq, a predicted model, not a curated record
AUGCAAAACUAUUAUAAAUGGCAUAAGAUAAAAUAAGAAUAAAAUCAAGAAUUGUCUGUUAAUAUAAAGCCAAUUUCUUCAUCAAAGAUGAAACAAAGUGAUAUUUCUACUAGGAAGAAAAAAGCUUAAGAGUAUAAUAUGGAUUUUGAUGAAUUUUAGCAAGAGGAUUCUAAAAUUAACUAAAAUUCUGAUAAUUUUCACUUUGGUGAUUCAGCAGAUGAAUAUGGUAUUGAUUCACCAAAAAUGAAAAGAGAAAAAGCAGUUAAAGAAGAAGAUAAUACCUUUCGCUUAGAAAUUAAAAAAUCUCCUAUCCUAGAGAAAACACUCUUUUCAUUUUUAGUCAAAUUUUAUAAUUAAGUCUAGCAAUCUAAAAAAGGGCAAAGAAAAAAAUUUGUAUAAAGAUUCAUUGACUCUACAUUUAAAACAAAUAGAUGUCCAUCUUACACAUUUACUAUCCUUAGGUUAAUAAUGCCUCAUCAUGAUAAAUAACGUCUUAAUUAUGGCUUAAACUAUAAAAAUUUAGCUAAAGUUUUAAGCGAAGUGUUUGCCUUAUCAGAAGAUAAACGUCAAUAGCUUUUGAAUUAUAAAAGACCUUUAAAAGACAACUAGCAAGUAGUUGGUGAUUUUGGUGAAGUUGUAUAAAAUGUUUUGUAAGCAUUUACUUAGAAAGCCACACUAACAAUCAACGAUGUGGAUAGAUGUCUUGAUGAGCUUGCAUAACCUCAAAAUAGAGAUCUAGCAUCCAAAGAAAAAGUUUUAAGAAACUGCUUGAAGAAUGCAACAUCAGAAGAAAUAAAAUGGAUUUCACGUUUGAUCUUAAAGGACCUUAAUCUUGGUAUUAAUCACGAAAUAAUACUUGCACUUUUUCAUCCUGAUGCAGUAGUAUUAUUUAAUUCUACUUCUAGUCUUUGGGAGGUUUGCAAGGAAUUUGUAGAUCCAAAUCAUAAAUUAUCUAAUGUCCUUAGGCUAUUUCAUCCUAUAAAACCUAUGCUUGCAGGACGUAAGACUCUCAAAAGUAUUGAAGCUAUUCUUAAAGGUAAAAACUAUUUAGUUGAAACAAAAUUUGAUGGGGAGAGAAUUUAGUGUCAUGUAUCUCCUGAAUCUUUAAUGUUUUUCACUAGAAACUCAAACAAUUAUACAAAUAUUUAUGAAAGAAUGAUAGAGCAUGUUAGAAGAAGUUUAAAAGAUGCUGUUCAUAGUUGUAUUUUAGAUGGAGAAAUGGUUGUAGUAAAUAAAAUAACAGGAUAAAGAGUUUAAUUUGGUCUUAAUAAAACUGUUGCAAUGGAAAGAGAGGAUGAUGAAUUAUGUAUAUGUUAUAAAAUUUUUGACAUUUUAUAUUUGAAGACUAAAGAUAAUAAAGAAUAUGCACUGACAGAAUACACAUUGCAAUAUAGAAAAAAAAUUUUAGAAAAUUUAAUUGACAAUCAAUAAGACAGAGUUGAAGUUAUUUUUGGUAGAGAAUACUCAGAUAUAAAUGACAUACUGACUGAAUUUAAUGAGGCAAUACAUAGAAACGAUGAAGGUAUAGUCAUAAAGCAGCUCGAUACUCUGUAUUACCCAGAUGAUAGAUCUGAUAAGUGGAUUAAAAUGAAAGGUGACUACUAUGAAGGAAUAAUAGAUACCUUAGAUUUGAUAGUUAUUGGAGGAUAUUUUGGUGAAAAGUCUUAUAAAAUUAAUGGCAUAGGAGAUUGGACAGAUCAUAUCACACAUUAUCUUGUUGCUGUAGCGAAAAAGAUUGAUCUACAAAACCCCUCUAACUCUAUACUUGUGCCUUUUGCUAAAGUGGGAGCAGGUUUUACAGCUAGAGACUAUGCUGAUAUAAAAGCUAGAAUGAGAGAUCAAUGGGUAAGAACUAAUCAUUCAAAUAAAACGCCUUCUUUCAUCAUAUAAAACUGGAAACCUGGAGAAAAAGAUAAGCCAGAUGCAUAUAUUUUAUCUCCUCAAAACUCUCUUAUUUUAGAGAUUAGGGCAACUGAAAUUAUAUAAUCUUCUUAAUAUCCGACCAACUACACCUUAAGAUUUCCGAGAUUUGAAAAAUUUAGAAGAGAUAAAGAUUGGUUUGAUUGCAUGAAAUUUAAUGAAAUUAUAGAAAUGACUUAAAAUUUAAAGAAAAAAGAAUAAAAAGAGAGUGACAAAGAAGAUAAUGCAAGCGAUGAAGAGUAGGACGAAAAUGGAGGAAAAUUAAAGAAAAAAAGAAAAGGGUAAAAUGGAGAAGAGAUAGAAGUAAAUAGACAAGGUAGAAAGCCAAACUGGAAGACCAAUAAAGUUAUGGCUCAAUAUCUUGAUAUUGAUGUUUCUGAUGUCAAAGUAGAAUCAAAUAUAUUUAAUAACUUUGUAUUUAAUAUAAUUAAUUUACCUCAUGAAGUAUCCUUGAGUGAGGAAAAGAUAUUGUUAGAGAAAGCCUAGAUUGAAAAAGGUAUAGUUGCUAAUGGUGGUAAAAAAGUAUAAAAUGAUAGCAAUCUUGUAACUCAUUACAUAGCUUCACAUUAUGAUUUUAAAGUUUAAGUAAUUGGUGAUCACUAUAAAGUAAAUGUUCUAUCCUUAUAAUGGGUAAAAGACUGUAUCAAAAAAAAAACUUUAUUAGAUUACUCUCCCCGCUACAUUAUAUAUGGUUAAGAUUAAUUGCUUGAGAGAAAUAAAUUGCUUUAUGAUUAAUAUGGAGAUUCUUAUUACAAAGAUGUUGAUGAAGAUGAGUUAUUGGAUAUUUUAAAAUCUAUGAAAAUUGAUUAAAUAGAAGAAGAAUUCUAGGAGAAUGAAGAGUUUGAAGAGGCUGUUAAAGAUAUUAUUUCCAUGAAAAACCAACUUUUCAAAGAAUGUUUUCCGUAAGGAUAAACUUAUUGCUUUUAUAAUGCAAAUGAUAAAUUGAAUUCAGAUAUAGACUUAAGAUAUUUAGUUGAUCUAAUUUAAUUUAGUGGAAAUUAAGUUGUAUUUGACUUAUAGGACGAAAUUGAUUACAUAGUGGCUUUAGAUUAUAGUGAAGCUGAAAACGAAAAAAUUAUUACCUUCAGAGAAAAAAACAGAAGUAUGGAAGUUAUAACUCCUAAAAACUUGUUGAAUAAUUUUGGAAUAGCUCUAGAAUGA